AUGACCAAAAGAAAAGGAACUAAAAAGCCCGUUGACCCUUCAAAGCUAACGCCACAGUAUAUCGAGGAACAGCGCCGAAUACGAAAUGAAAGAAAAGAGCGUGAAAGGAUUGACAGAGAGGCUAGAGGUUUAUUUGAUUCACCUGAACCAAUUGAAGAAUUUAUCAAAAGACCCGUCUUGCAGGUACAACCUUCAAAUGAUGACAAGUUGAGCAUCAAAAUAAUGUCUUAUAAUAUCCUAGCUCAAUGUUUGAUACGCCGUGAUCUUUACCCAACCAAUGGUAAAAUACUCAAGUGGUCAGUUAGAUCAAAGGUGUUGCUUGAAGAGUUGCUUUGGUAUGCGCCUGAUAUUUUAUGUCUACAAGAAUGUGACAAAAUACAAUAUCUUCAUUUCUGGCAGGCGGAAUUAAAGAACCUGGGAUAUGACUCCAAGUUUUAUCGAUAUAAUACCAAAAACCAUGGAUUGGUCAUUGCUUUUAAACAAGAUUGGUUCACUUGCAAACAUCAGUCAUAUAUCAAAUAUGAUCAAGAGUUCGAGUACGAGCCAUAUGAACCUAAACUACCAGAUCAAAGAAUUGUGACGAAUAAUGUUGGAUUUAUGUGUUUCUUGGAAUUCAAACCAUCACUAGUUGAACAAUAUCCAUACUUGGCGGAAAGAAAUGGUAUGAUAAUAGGUACAACUCAUGCAUUUUGGCACCCAUUUGGAACAUACGAGCGAACAAGGCAAAUAUAUAUACUUUUACACAAGUUUAAAGAGUUUAAGCGAGUUUUGACUCUGAUUUUAGGCAACAAGAAACCAAUUUAUUCAUUUUUUACGGGUGAUUUAAAUUGUGAGCCAUUUGAUGCUCCAUACCUUUCAAUGACGGCAAAACCAGUCAAAUACGACGGUCGAGCAAAGAAUGUUUUGGGGUGUUCAUUGAGUUACACAUUUUCGAAAGAGAGGACCUUAGAUGAGGACGAGCACGAGUCUAGUUCCAGUGAGGAGGAGGAGGAGGAGGAGGAGGAGUCAGGAGAAGGGUCUCAAGAAACAGAAGAGACCGACCCUGAUGCUGCAAGGCUAAAUAACCCGCUGGAUCCAGAACCCGAGGUAUUUACCCCUUCAGAGGAGCAAGAAAAGAUGAUACAACAGCUUGAAGAUGCACAUAAUGGUCUUGAUAUCCGUGCAGUAUCAAUGUACUCAGCUGGAUAUGCAAUUGUGCAUCCGGAGAAUGCAACAGAAUUUCGCAACGAGCCAAGCUUUUCCAACUGGGUUGAAAAAUGGAAUGGAAUGCUUGACUAUAUUCUACUUUUGGUUCCUUGGUUCAAAGAUAAAGACUACUCAAAUAAGUUGGAUUCACUCCAAUCCCUCGAAGAAUAUAACAUUAAAUUAACAAAGUUACUAAAACUACCCACUGCAAAUGACAUGGGCCCUAAACCAAAUGGACAACCCCGAUUGAACCAAUACCCUUCCGAUCAUUUAUGUAUCAUGGCCGAAAUACAACUUUUGUAA
Lodderomyces margitis is the source of this 1488-nucleotide messenger RNA. RefSeq names its product RNA exonuclease. The transcript has a single exon. Lineage: Eukaryota; Fungi; Ascomycota; Pichiomycetes; Serinales; Debaryomycetaceae. The record is from RefSeq and is a predicted model, not a curated record. The coding region runs from base 1 to 1488 and encodes 495 amino acids. Gene Ontology annotation, molecular function: poly(A)-specific ribonuclease activity.